Hylaeus anthracinus is the source of this 2921-nucleotide messenger RNA. RefSeq names its product condensin complex subunit 3-like. The record is from RefSeq and is a predicted model, not a curated record. Gene Ontology annotation, cellular component: cytoplasm; condensin complex; condensed chromosome. The transcript is spliced from 7 exons. Gene Ontology annotation, biological process: mitotic chromosome condensation. The coding region runs from base 180 to 2900 and encodes 906 amino acids. Lineage: Eukaryota; Metazoa; Arthropoda; Insecta; Hymenoptera; Colletidae.
AACUGUAAUUAUUGUACAUGAAUAACUAGUAAGUUUUUUUACUAAACAACUAAUCAUGUUGGCAAUACAUUUGAAAAAUGACCGUUACCUGUUUAUAUAAAAUUGAAUAUUUUUCUAUGUACACUCGUUGUUAUUGAAUAUGUAUAUAAAACCAAACAGUGCAAUUAAUAAUAAACAGCAUGAGACAAAAUCUAGACUCAGCGAUAAGCAAAAUAUUCUACGAUGUUCAGUUCAACAGAACUUGUCAUCGAAGUAAUAUAAAAAAAUUGCGAAAAUAUUACGACCAGAGCGAUCUAUCAGAUUUUUGGGAGUCCUUUGAGUCCUGUUUUAAAGUUCUGCUCGCUGUCGUUCUGAAUCAUCCACAGACUAAACACUCUCUUGAAUUUGUUGCUAAAUUUGCUACCAGUUUGCAUAUAUUCACAAAUGAAGAGUCAGAGGAACCACUGUGUCCUUUUUUAAUUAAACUAUACAAUUUUCUUUUGAAUAAUCAUGGCGCAAAGGAUCCAGGAGUGCGAUUUCGCAUUUGUCACUUUUUGAAUGUAUUAUUUAAUUCAAUGGGUGAACAAGCUUUUAUAGAAGAUGUUAUUUGCAACAAGAUUGUUGUAUGUAUGGUGACUCGUUUGAAGGAUAAAUCUCCAAAAGUCAGGACACAGGCAUUGUUCGCUUUGCGUAGACUUCAAGACCCCAUGGAUGAUGAGUGUCAGGUCAUAAAAGUGUAUACAUUUCAUGCUUCUAAAGAUCCGAAUGCAGAGGUUCGCAAAGCAGCAUUGAUGUGUAUGGGAAAAAAUCAAACGACAUUGCAAGUAGCAUUGAGACGUACAAGGGAUGUGAAUGAAGGAGUACGUAAAGUAGCAUAUGAAUUUGUUAGUAAAAUUACAGUUAGAUCUUUAACUAUCACACAGAGAGACCAGUUAUUGAACGAUGGCCUGAAAGACAGGUCUGAAACUGUUAGAAAAUGUGUUGAAAAUGUUUUACUACCAUCGUGGUUAAGAUAUUUUAAUGGAAAUUUUAUAAGCUUAAUUAAAGCUUUUGAUGCUGAAAUUGGUACAGAUGUAUCUGUUCUUGCUUUAGAAACUUUGUUUAAGAGCAGUGCAUUGAAUACAUUAAUAGAACAGUUACCAAUAAAUAAUGAAACAAAAUUAAUUCCAAUAGAUAAGUUAACUACCGAGAAUGUAUUAUAUUGGAAAUGUUUAGUAAAACAUCUUUGUCGUGGUGCAUGUACAGAAGAAUUGGAAAGAAUUGUUCCUGAAUUAUCUAUAUUUUGCACGCACAUCUCCGACUUUUUAACAUCGAUAUCCAUAAAUCAAAAUGAAACAUGGGAGAACCAUAUGCAGAAGUUUAUUCUUUUACAGUUAUUUGAGAUAGCAACAACAUACGAUCUAUCCGAUGAACUCGGACGGAAAAAGUUGAAUGAAUUAAUAUGUAACACUUUAUUAAGCAACUACUGGUCUGAAAAAAUCAUUGAAUGUGUGGUGUCACAUUUGGAGAAUGUUAUACCAGAUGUAAAUAGCAGAGUAGAUACUUUGGCUCAUGUAAUCAGUGAUAUCCGAUUGCCUUUGAAGGAAUCUACACAAGUAACUCAAAUUUCUGAACAUCAACAAGAUGAAAAUAAUUUAAAAAGAGCGAAACUAAAAGUGAAGUUGUUGGAAUUAAAAGAAGAAGAAUACCAAGCUAUAGAAAAGAGGGAAUUUUUGGAGGCAGAUAGACUACAGAAGGAAAUAAAUGCUUUGAAUCAAGAAAUAAUAAAAUUGUCAAAAACAGUUCCUCCUCCUUCGACGGGUGCCGAAGAUAUCAAAGAAAAAGAUGAUCCAGAAACAAUGAUCAAAUGUCUGAGCAUAAUAUGCUCUAUGAUGCAGUCUGUAACUUCAUUAACACCGACGCUCGGAAAUCUGAUACAAAUUGGUUUCAAUAGUUUAGAUCACUUGAAUGAUACUGUUCACAUAUUGGCAAUAAAAGCAAUUAGUAUCUAUUGCAUAUUGGAUAAGGAGAUGGCAAAAAAACAUAUUCUAAUAUUGUUCUUACAAUUUUCUCUGGAACAAGAGAAUCAGGAAAUUUGGAUCGCAGCUUUAAAAGGAAUCCUUGACCUUUUAUUGUUGCAUGGGCUUGAAUGUUUCGACAUUUUCGAAAAUCGUAACGCGACUACUGAAAGUACCAACAAAUCUGAACUUGUGCAAUUAUUCACCGAACGAGAAGUGACUCUGUCGAUGGUACGGGGGUCUGAUAUACAGAAAAAUAAUUGCGAUUUUAUCAAAAUUUUAGCGGGAUUACUAGAUAACGAAAAUCAAGAAUUAAGAACGGUUGCUGCCGAAGGUAUUGCAAAGUUGUUACUUAAUGGACGAAUCAGUAGCUCUAGCUUGUUAUCAAGAUUGAUAAUCUUAUGCUACAAUCCUGCAAACGAUGCCGACUUUUUUCUUCGCCAAUGUUUAAGCGGUUUCUUCGAUAAUUUUAUAAUACAUGUAGCAGAGGCACAGAAAAUGUUGGAAGAGGCGUAUUUGCCAACAUUACAAAUUUUGUAUAAAGCGCCAGAUUUUAGUCCUAUGCAAGAAAUUGAUCCUUACGACGUUUCCAAGUUUAUAUUGAAUAUAACUAGGACUGGAAUAUGCAGACAUUCAACGAAAAAUUAUUGCGCGCAUAAUAACCUUGUUUUUACUAUUUUCUUAGAAGCGUUGAAUCCAGACAGUUACAUUGAUCAGAAAAUGUUAAUUAAAUCUCUUCAGAAUUUACACCUGGAGAUAGACGAUGAUACGACGAAAGAAAGUUUACGACAGCUUAUAAAGAAAGUUUUGGAUACGGUGGGUACUUCUGAUAAACAAUUAUUAAAUCACAUUGAGACUUUUAAACAAAAAUUAGAAACACCAAGUUCUAUUCAAGACACGCCAAGGGAUCAGGCUAGUGAAUAGUUAUAAUCGUUAAUAGUGUUA